Molecule: messenger RNA, 1475 nt
Organism: Cajanus cajan (pigeon pea)
Lineage: Eukaryota; Viridiplantae; Streptophyta; Magnoliopsida; Fabales; Fabaceae
Source: RefSeq, a predicted model, not a curated record
UUAUACCUACGAGUGAAAUAAGACGAAGACGUCAAAAUGUUGAAGGUACACCCAUCAAGUUAGAUCUAACACAAGGUCAGAAUUCUUCAACACUUAUAGAAUGGAACAUGUCACUAAUAUUAGACCUCCCAGUCCUCCGACUGCUGAAGCUAGGGGAAGCGUCAAGAUGAGCCAACUUGAAAUAUUUGGGCAUCCUCAUUACGAAAACUCCUGGAGAUCUUCAAUUCGCAACUUCCAACAAAGGGUGCGAUUGUCGCCACUUAAAGAAGUGAAAGAAGCCACAAUUCCUAUCAAAUUUUCUGAAAUAAAUAACCUGCAUUUUGAGGACUUGCCAAACUUAAGGAGUAUAUCUUCUGGUGACACUGUGGAAUUGCCAUCUUUGGAGCAUGUGAUUGUGAACCAUUGCCCCAUCUUAAAGAAGUUUGGUAUGGGAACAAUAAAACACUCACAGUUAAAGUCACUCAUCUUAGACGCUCAAGUUCAAGUUGAAGACGACAUUGAUACAAAGAUUGCCCAUAUUUUUGAAUUCUUGCUGUCAUUGGAUAAAUUAAGGGAACUUUAUAUAAUAAAUAAGGAUGUUAAGAAGCUCUUCCACUACAAUUGCCCUUCCAAAUCAUUUUGUGAAUUGGAAAAUUUGACAUUGAGCAACAACAAAGUGUUGAGUUCCAUUUCUUCUAGCAUGAUCAGGCAAUUAAUCAAUCUGAAAAAACUGACUUUAGACAAAUGUGAGUUACUGAUUGAGGUAUUUAACCCUGAAGAUGACAAACCAAAUUAUAAUAUCCAAAAAGUGUUUCCUCAACUCAAGGCAUUAACAUUGAGUAACUUAAGCAGAUUGAAAUGUUUAUGGAACAAGGAACCUCAAGUUCCAUUUUUCUCCAAUUUGGUAUCUCUUUACAUUGUCCAUUGUGGUAUUCUCAAAAGUUUAUUCUCACUUUCUUCUGUCAAAAAUCUUGGAAAACUCAAAUUACUCAAAUUGCACAGUUGUGAGAAAAUUAAAGAGGUAAUUACCAAUGAAAAUCAUGAAAAUGUGUCUAUCAUUUUCCCUUUGAUGGAAUGUCUUGUACUCAAAGAUCUUCCAAAGUUAGUCAACUUUUGUCAACAAAAUGAAACUUUGAAUUGGCCUAACUUACAAAUAGUGAGGGCAAUAAAUAUUCCAAGUAUGGAAACAUUUUCAAGUGGUAAUCUCAACACGCCAUUGUUGAGAUCAGUUCAUAUAACAUUUUCUAAGAAAAUUUGGCUCGGAAGUUUGAAUAAUACCAUAUCAUAUAUGCACAAAAAUCCAGAUCAUAUCUUGAGCCUCUGAAUUUGAAAUUUGAUGUUCUUGCUGUCCUUGGAAGGCUAAGAUAGAGAUCUACAAAAGUGUCACUCACAAGCCAAAGCUAAUUUUGACAGUUUAAGGCCCAAGAAUGCAUUUCAAGCUUUUGCCUCUACACCUGAGUGGGAAUUCUCAUUAAGAGUAAAACUUAGAAGUUUAA